This is a messenger RNA of Diorhabda sublineata, 3837 nucleotides long. RefSeq names its product probable cationic amino acid transporter (gene tadr). Gene Ontology annotation, molecular function: amino acid transmembrane transporter activity. Bases 154 to 2145 code for a protein of 663 amino acids. Gene Ontology annotation, cellular component: plasma membrane. The transcript has 12 exons. Gene Ontology annotation, biological process: amino acid transport. Lineage: Eukaryota; Metazoa; Arthropoda; Insecta; Coleoptera; Chrysomelidae. The record is from RefSeq and is a predicted model, not a curated record.
AGUAAUGCAGAAAGAUUGCAGGAGAGCAGGUACCGCGUCGUUGAAAUGACACCAAGUUCUCAAAAAAAAGUCAGUAAAAUUCGUACGAAAACUGUUUUUUAAGAUAGAAUGUGUUUCAAUUGUGUUUUUGAAAUUGCAGUAAACGAUCAUUAAAUGGGUAUUUUACAAGAUUUUGUAUAUUGUUUAACUCAUUGGUCAUUUGGGCUCUUCGUUUUAAUCAGUUUGGUAACUUCAGAAUACACUGGAGCGGAAACGGUAAUAUGUAUUUUUGUCGCUGCUAUAGUAUCGAUCCUUUCGGGACUAUGUUCUUAUACUACUUCGAUACCGCAGGAACAAUACAGAAAAAAAAAGUUUACAGAUGUACUAGAAUUUCUGAUACUGUGGUUAGAUAUUUUAACAAAUUUAGUAGCAGCCGCUACAUGUGCUCGCCUGGCUAGUGCCACUGUGGAUUAUAUUAGCAAAGGGCACUUUCGAGAGUUCCUUUUCGGAAUGGAACAACAUUCCCUAGGAGAACCGUGGCCGGAUGUUUUAGGAGUAACCAUCAUUGUUGUGGUUACGAUUCUGUUCAUGUUGGGCCUUGAGGGAUCUCACACUAUAUCCGUACUAGUUAUAGUAACGUUAUUAUGUGGUUUUGUAUUUUUUACAAUUACUGGAAGCCUCUACACUGUGAUAAAUUUCAAAAAAUGGUGCGAAAGUUUUAAAGUACAUACAUUCAGAAGAGUUUUGAAAGCUGCAUCGAAAUGUUUUUAUGGAUUUGUACAUAUUUUUCCAAGAGUAAAUAGAAAUGGAAGUCCAAAAAUGUUUGCAAUAAUUUUUACACCUCUGAUCAUUUAUACAACAACUGCAAUAAUAUUUUCUAUGAUGAAACAUCAUAAAGAACUUGUUGGAACAGCAAUUCCACUUGUACAAAUUUUUGAAAGUCGUGACGUUGAUUGGGCACGACCAAUUAUGUCUGCUUGUACUAUUUUUGUGGUAUGUCUGUUAUUAAUACAAAUUUUACCAAUGGUUUACAAUGCUUUUGUUAAACUUGGCAGUAAAGAAUGGAGGAUUUUCGUACCGUCUAUUCAAUACAGAACUGUAGUGACGGGAGCUCCCAUUCUCGCUAUAUUUGCAGCAGGAAGUCUGUCUGCCAUAUUAGCCUUCGCUUGUCCACUAGCACAUUUAAUCAAACUCUUAAACACAGCAGCACUUCUUAAAUGCGCUUUGGUAUCCUGCCAGUUAGUUUAUAAUAGAUAUAAACCUGAGAUUAAUUAUGAUUGUUUAGUUCAUAACACCAACGUCCAGUACAGUAAACUUCAUGGAAACGGUGGGACACCUUUAAUAAGAAGUAAUUUUAACUUGUUGAAUAUCAAGGAGAAAUUGAGAAAUUGGUUCAAGAAAAAACCAUAUUAUAUUCAUAAGCUUGGUUCUCCAAAAAACAUCACACAAAAAUUAACCACUAGAAGAAGAAGAAUUGAAGAACGAGAAUGUCUUCUUCUAGACGAUUAUAGCAUUAAUACGUUAACAGUAGAUCCUGCUGAAGAUACUGCUUCAGAAGCUGGUGAUGAAUCAGUGGCUGGUACUGAUGAUGAAAAUUCUGGUAGCUCUACUGACAUUGAUAUUGUAGUGGAAGAAUAUAAAGAAGGUUUAAAAGUUGCAACUGUUGGAAAAUUUAACGAAAAUAGACGAUCUACAAGAAUAACCUCAUUGAUCGUGGUGAUUUGUAUAAUUGUAAUAAUAAUAUCGUCGAUUUGCUUGGCUUUAUACUGUCAAAGAAUUUUAAACAUAUAUUGGCCAAGCAUUUUAGGUCUAUCCAUAUCAAUUAUAAUUAUAACAGCGAUGCCUCAAAAUAGCGCAGACAAAUCAAAAGAAGCAAUUUUGCCGUCCAUUAUAUUUCCUUUAUGUAAUGUAUCUACUGUCGCACUUAGUAUUAGUCUAGCAUCUACAAUAUUUAUUGAUAUUUGGCAGGGAAUAGUUUUUUGGUCUCUAGCAGGUUUACUACUUUUUUGGCGCUGCGAUUGCUGCACCUGUGAAGGACUAUUUCGAAGUCCGAAAAUACAUAAUCAAGUUAACAUAACACCGAACACUUCGAUGACUGCUGAAUGCAAUUUUAAGGAGCACAUGAUGCCCGUACCUGUAACAGAUACUAUUUACAUCACUAGAUGACACGACGAUUAUUUGGAUGAUGAACUUCUUAUCUCUGAUUCUGAAGAAGAUAUUUAAAAGAAAAAUAUAUAUUAGAAUGUAAAGUUGUCGGCGAUUCGUGGGCAAGUAGUAAAAUAUUUUUUCAGCUAAAUAACUGUAUAUUAUCACUGUAACUUAGCAAAAAACCCGGUCAGCUGUUUAUUUGCAGUCUAUAAACAAUUUCAUCAAAUUACUUUAUAUCCAUUAUAUCAAGUUAUAAAAUUACUCAUUGACAAAUUAAUAGGUUGCCAUUAAUAUUUAGUUUUUAUACUUUAUAACAGUAAUUUCUUAAGUAUGAUAAACUUGAUUACCUUAUUAAAUUCAAGUGACAUUUCUUGAUAAAUAUACUGCCAUUGACAUCGUUGAAUCUGUAAAAUUCUUGGGAGUUACAUAUUGCAGCCUUAUCUAAAAAAUUGAGUUCCUCCUGCUUUACGCUGAGAUCAGUUUCCAAAGAACUGAACUUAUCCACCUCCUUAACAGUCUAUUAUGCCCUUAUUGAGUCGCAUCUCCGAUAAGCCCUUCCCUUUCGGGCUAAGUGUGGUGCGACUCAAUUUGAUCGAAUCUUCAAAUUACAAAAGAGAGCUGUUAGAUAUUUACUCGAAAUAAACAGCAGGGCUCACUGCAUGGACUUCUUUAGAAGAUUAAAAAUUGUAACUCUUCCUUCCUUAUUCAUCUUUGAAUCCGUUUGCCUAAUUCUUCAAUUUCAGAAAGACCGUUGCACGGCUACCCACUUAGGAACGCGGAGCACGACCUUCACCUACCUACUCCACGUUCAAAAUUAUUUAAUGACUCAAUAUUUUAUAAUGCAAAAAAAAUGAACAAUCACUUGCUAAUUGAAAUCAAAUCGAUAUCAUAUUUUCUCGCAUUCCCUUCUAACAAUAUUCUUUAAUUACGAGCAUGCUACAGACUGGUUUAAUUUUUGCUAUGGACUUAUAAACUAAUUAUUACCUAUAACUUUGUUCCUCAUUGUGGUUUUGUUCUGUAUAUUGAAAUUUUAUUUUAUUUGUAUAUUUAUUUAGUUAUUUCUAUGUUUGUUUUUUAGUUUUUACAAGCUUUUGUCUACAAAUUGUAACAAUUUUUUGACAAUAAAGCAUUUCUCUCUAUAUAUAGUUUGAGACAUUGCAUGAUGUCUAGCAAAUAUUUUGGUAACUGCAAUUAGACAUAUACUUAUGGUGGAAGUAAUUAUCAAAAAUCUUAUAAAAAAUACUAGGUAAUCAAUGGUGAUCUUCCAAUUAUUUUUUUGUUAUAUUUCUUAAAAAUAUGUCACGUUGUGGCCUAUUUAAAAAUUUUAUAUAAAAAUUAAAAUAUUAUUUUAGUAGUUGAUGUUCAUUUGGGGUUAACGUAGUAAUAACAAAUAACAUUAUCUAAAUAUAGGUUAUUGGUGCAGUAUAUUCUUUAUGUUUUUAUAACUAAUCAUUUCAGAAAUUAUUUUUUCCAUAUGAAGCUUACUUAUGAAAUGUAUAGAUUGUGGAUUAAACAUUUCAUUUUUUGCUACGUUAAAUUAGAAUCAGCGAGGCUUGAUUUGAAUCGCCUAUCAAUGCAAUUGUUGGAGUUGAAAUUGUGAUUUGUUUUAUAUACUUAGUUUCACAUUCAAUAAUAAAUAUAAAAUUGUUGAUAGUGAUGAAUAAUUAUUGACUACAUUUAUCUUUGUGAAAUAAAGUUUGCUUUAUUUUU